AGCCGAACCCUGCCGAGCCCGGAUACGCCCGAGCCUCGGCUCUCCGCCUCCUCUUGUACGAAAGUGCCCGAGCGCUGCCGGGCGGGUUGAACCGGCCUCGGCCGCGGAUCGGAAUCAACUCCCGAAGGGCGGCGCGGUCGGGCCCCUUCGGAAGCAGAAGCGAAAAUGGCCGAAGGGACGCGAAUAGCGCGGAGCCGAGAGACUGCUGGGAUCGCGGAGGACUCGGCGGGCGGGGCCGGGCGGCAAGAUGGCUGCCGGAGGGCAAGGGAGGGCUUCCUCUGCGGUGCUCUCGUCCGUCUCUCUGCAGCUGCUGCUCUACCUGAGUGGGGCCUACUGUGCCCUGUAUUUCCUAGCUACGCUCCUGAUGAUGAUGUAUAAAAGUCAGGUUUUCAGUUAUCCUCAUCCUUACUUGGUCCUCGACCUGACUCUGCUGCUUCUGAUGGGGAUUUUGGAAGUGACUCGGCUGUAUCUUGGCACCAAGGGCAACCUGACGGAGGCUGAGGUGCCGCUGGCCAUCAGCCUGGUACUUACCGCAGGCGGCGCCCUGCUGUCCACCUACUUCCUGCUCUGGCAGACGCUGGUGCUGUGGGCAGACUGCGUCCUCAGCACCACGCUCCUGGCACUGCAUGGCCUGGAGGCCGUCCUGCAGCUGGUGGCCAUUGCUGCCUUCGUCAGCUAGGCAAGCGGUGCCUGGCAUCCCCCACCCUGGGUGGGACACCCCUGGACAGAAGCCACGUCCUGGGUGCUCGGCGAUGCCUGGUGGCUCCCUCAGCUGCGCCAACCUGCUUGAUCGCCAAGGGGAGUGGGUGAGGACGGUGCACGUUUGCACACAAUUGCUGGGAUUCCGUACUUUCCACACUGGUCCCCUUGGAGCUACAGGGUGGUGGGGAGCCCAGGACCGUGGCCCACAGCAGGCCAAGUCCUGGACGAGGGUACACCAGCAUUGCAACAGAAAGAAAAAUGCCAGGGAGCCAGCAAGCUCUGGUGUUUGGGGGGAUUUUUGCAGUGGCAGCCCCUUCCCUCUGGGGCUUCUGCAGGGAUGUGGUCUAAAGCCCCCGCACUGAGGGGAGGGAGGCAGGGAACGGGUGAGUGACAGAGAACAGCCUGC
Molecule: messenger RNA, 1108 nt
Organism: Lontra canadensis (Northern American river otter)
Lineage: Eukaryota; Metazoa; Chordata; Mammalia; Carnivora; Mustelidae
Gene: TMEM80
Product: transmembrane protein 80
Exons: 5
Coding region: 248-679 (143 amino acids)
Biological process (GO): non-motile cilium assembly
Cellular component (GO): ciliary transition zone
Source: RefSeq, a predicted model, not a curated record